Cylicocyclus nassatus is the source of this 1845-nucleotide messenger RNA. The record is from the annotation of a GenBank genome assembly. NCBI's taxonomy places the organism in Eukaryota, Metazoa, Nematoda, Chromadorea, Rhabditida, Strongylidae.
AUGUCUAUGGCAAGUGGCGGUCAGUUUGUUAAGCGCGAUAAGAUUCAUUUGGAUAAGAAUGCUAAAGGUGAAAGUUUCAGCACUCUUAUUCCUCCUCGUGAUGUCUUUGACGCUGACCGUGGUUUGCGCGGAUUGUCUGCUUAUCUACGUGAGCAGAUUAAUAGUGCGCUGCUGCUGCUGGAACUGCUGCAAGUGCCAUUUCACAAAAUAAGACUAAUAAGCAGAAUGAGAAGAUUGCUAGUCAGCAGAAUGCUUUUAAUAAGCCAAAUGUAUGAGCAGCAAUUAAAGGAUGCUAAGGACUGGUAUAAUGAGUUCGAAAGUCCUAUGGCUCUUCGUAGGCAAUGGCAAGCAGCUGGUUUUUCUCCUAUGGCUGCUUUAAAUGGUGGUAAUACUGGUAGUGGUAUGCAGAGUGUUGGUUCUGCUGAUGCUGCAUCUUAUGAAUAUCAGUCUCCUUUAAGUGGUGUUGGUGGUAAUAUGAUGCAAGCGGUUGCAGCUGCUAAUAAUUAUCUUUCUACCCAAGUUCAAAGAGAGAAAUCUCUUGCAGAGAUUGAAGCACAGAAGAUUCAAAAUCAGCGUGACCAAAUUGCUUUAGGUUAUGAGCGUGACAAUUAUGUUAAGGAUAAACUUGAUUCCCGUCUUUCUCUUUCUAAGGGAUUUGACCAUGGUGCUGCUGCUAGUAUGGAUAAUUAUAUUGCUAAUGGCCCUUAUGAGCGUGCCUUUAAGUUGUAUGAUUCUUAUAUGUCCCAGCGUAAGUCUGCUGAACUACGAUUGGAAAAUGCACGUGCAAAGAAUACUACUACUGACACUGAGCCUUUGCUUAAUCGUGCAAGUAUUGGUCUUACUAAUUCCCAGCGUGCUACUCUUGAUAAGAUGAGACCUAUUCAGUAUCUUAAUGAAAAAAAUAAGUAUUCUCUUGGACAACUUGAUAUUUCGAAUUAUAGCAAUAAUCAUGCUCGUGACUUUGGACUUUCUUCAGGUUCUAAUAAUCUUGUUGAUUAUUUCAUAAAAUUACUUGGUAUUAAAUGGGAAACUGACCCAUUGGCAGAUAAUGAGAUUUAUUAUGAUGAUGUUUAUAAUAAUUUGAAUAUUCCAAAGGAUAAGGCAUUUUUUAGGCAUUAUCUUAAAGUACCUAAGUUGUCACCGGUUGAUGUUGAGAACUAUGACUAUGUUGAAGAAGAUGAAAAGAUUUAUAGUGAUGAGUUGGCAGAGUUUCAUUGUGAUAAUGGAUUUUUGAAUUAUGAUGAUGUCCAAAAGUUUUUCAAGAGAGUUCGCCAGCAACUUAAAUAUUAUUAUGGUAUUGACUAUCGUGGCGGAGAUGUCCUUGCUGGUUCUCGCGUUGACAAUGAUGUGACGAUUGGCGCUGGUGAACUUACUCGCCAUUCUAAGUCACACAAUGUAAAGGGUUCUGCGCGUCUUGGUCAACUUAUGCCAGUCGACAUUAUGCAAGUUCUCCCAAAUGAGAAUUUUCGUGUCCUUGAUAGACUUCUCGCCUAUCAGUUAAUCGUAUCUAAAUAUUAUCGUGUUGACGACUAUUCGUUCGAUUAUUUUAACGAUGCGGAGAAUCUUGGUGAGGAGUUGGUUAAUAUGGAUUAUGAUAUUAACACUUCAACUAAGGGUUCAACUGCCACGGAUUCUAACCCUAAUAGGCUUUUGCAUGUUAACCUUGAUAUGGAUACUAUUCGCUAUGUCAAUGCAGCUACUAAACUUGCUGAGAAGAUGAAACUAGUAGGUAGUGACUAUGGAGAGCAGUUGCUUGCAGAGUUUGGCAUUAAACCAAGUUAUGCAAUAUGGAUAAACCUAUUUAUCUUGGUGGUCUUAAGACUACUCCACGAAUUGAUAAGGUAA